This is a messenger RNA of Aspergillus viridinutans, 855 nucleotides long. RefSeq lists its product as uncharacterized. The record is from RefSeq and is a predicted model, not a curated record. The transcript has 4 exons. Lineage: Eukaryota; Fungi; Ascomycota; Eurotiomycetes; Eurotiales; Aspergillaceae. Bases 1 to 855 code for a protein of 284 amino acids.
AUGACCAAGCUCUACAGCAGUCAAGACCCCGAGGAGACAAAAGACGAAGUCAACCGCCUCCAACUCCAGCAUGAGCUCAUCGAAGCAUUCUGUAACGGGCUCGUCAAAGCCCCGAUUGACCUGACCCGUGCAGGCCAGCGGAUUCUCGACUCAGCAACAGCCGACGGCUACUGGAUGAGACGCAUGCAAACCAUCAUGCCCCCAGGGACCGAAUUCGUCGGUUUUGAUAUUCUUCCCGUCGUCCAACACCCCGGCAACCCCUUCCCCCCACAAAUCAAAACCGUCCUGCGCAGCGUGCUAGACCCCUUCCCAGCCGAAUGGACCAACGCCUACGACCUCGUCCACCAGCGGCUGCUCCUAGUCCUGUUCUCCGACGAGGAAGUAGCUCGCAUCCUGCAAGGCCUCAUCUCCUGCGUCAAGCCCGGCGGCUGGAUCCAGCUCUUCGAGGGAAGCGGCAAACGCCUGCAUGACCCGCGCGCGAAAUACUUCGGGACGUUCUACGAUCUGGCGGCGAGGAAGCUGCAGAAUAUCGAGGUGGGGGCGCGGCUGGGCGAGUCGCUGCGCAAGGCCGGAUUGGUGAAUAUCCAUCAUGAGACGGUGGAUUUUAAUAUCGGGUGCUCGAAUCCGGAUAGGGAGUUGGGGGCGAAGGGGGCGGAGAAUAUCCUUUCUAUUAUUCACAUGUGGCAGAAUGAAACUGGCAAGACGCAACUGACGGUAGCCAGUCGCGAGGAGAUCGGGCUCUCCGAGGAAGAAUGGGAGAACUUGGGCCGGCUCGCCCUGCAGGACAUGAGGACGUACAGGACGGAGAUGCGGUAUCAUAUUGUCUGGGCGCAGAAGCCGGUAGCUGGUCUUUAG